This is a messenger RNA of Suillus subaureus, 2335 nucleotides long. RefSeq lists its product as uncharacterized. The transcript is spliced from 5 exons. NCBI's taxonomy places the organism in Eukaryota, Fungi, Basidiomycota, Agaricomycetes, Boletales, Suillaceae. The coding region runs from base 88 to 2187 and encodes 699 amino acids. Gene Ontology annotation, molecular function: protein binding. The record is from RefSeq and is a predicted model, not a curated record.
GUGCUCUUCGAGGCAUUGUGUGGUCACCCAACGGCCAGCAACUUAUCUCUGCAUACAGCAAAACAAUCAAGUUUUGGGACUCGUCAAAUGGGACCCAGAUCAGCUCAACCUUGUACCGGUCACUUUGACGAUAUCAACUCAUUUGCCAUCUCUUCUGAUGGCUUCUUCAUUGCCACUGCCUCGCGAGAUAAGACUGUACGCCUGUGGUGCACAAUGUCCCACAAGCGGAUAGGACAGUUACUCACACACACCGCAGAUGUUCGGUGUGUCGCAAUUUCUUCCAGUGGAGAACAGCUCGCCAGUGGAGACUGGAAUGGGAAUCUUCAGCUCUGGUCCAUCGAGAACAUACUUUUCGCAGCAUUCGGGAUGGAUUCCUCAUAUGACUUCUACUUUGUACACCGCAGUAAGGUGAAAUUGGGCCAAAAUCUCUAUGAGGGGGCUUCUUUGAACGCGGACAAGGUCAUUGAACUCAACCCUUCGUCUCAUAUUGGAUACGAAUUGAAGUAUGAAGCGCUUCGUGGAGCACAGCGCUAUGAUGAUGCAUUUGAGGCUUUCACAGUCAUGCUCUCCAAGUUGGAUGACGCACCCGAUCCAGGGAUACGACAGCUACGCCAACAAUACGUCAGUCCAUCUGAAGUAGAAGAUGCCUUUCAACGAGCCAUUCACGCCCAACUGGAAAACGCUCCACUUCGUCUAAUCAACACCUCUACUGGACGCUUGUGCAAUCGAGAUACGCAGAUCAACACAUUCACGGAGAGUACAGAGUACAAAGAACUUCUGCAUUCGUUGGUGAUGCAUGCGCCCCUCCAAAUGGAGGUCAUUAAAGAAGCGGUCAUCAAGCGCUUCAGUUGGGUCAUGUUAUCUCAUAGAAAUUCUGAGUCGCUUGUGACGCGGGGUAUCACUGGGCAACUCCAGCAAUCAGUCAAUUCCAUGUUCGUCUGGUAUCACUACUCAGCGCUCACCAUCGUCUACCUAUCGGAUGUUCCUCCUUUGUCAGAGUCUGGCGCGCUCGCAAGCAGCAUCUGGAACACGCGAGGAUGGACCGUUCAGGAAUUCCUCGCUCCUAAAAUUGUUCUCUUCUACCAAGCAGAUUGGACUCUAUAUCUCAACACACGCUCACGCAACCACAAGGAGUCGGUCAGUAUCAUGGGGGAGUUAGAGCGUUCAACUGGUAUAAAUGCGCGGGCGCUUGUCGACUUCCAUCCAGGGACAAGGGAUGCCCGAGAGAAACUUCGAUGGGCGUCAAACCGUGACACCACGAGGGAGGAAGACAUCGCCUACUCUUUGUUUGGUAUCUUUGAUGUCAACCUUCCUGUUAUAUACGAAGAGAAAAGACAAAAGGCGCUCGGACGACUCUUACAGGAGAUCAUAGCUCAUUCGGGCGACAUCACGUCCCUUGAUUGGGUCGGACAAUCGUCCAGCUUCAACAGUUGUCUUCCAGCUGCAAAUUCCUCAUACAAGGCUCUGUCAUACACGCUACCAUCUCUAUCUGAAUACGAGAUGCAGAUAUCGGUUUCCAUGCUGCGAAACAAUAUUGUGGCUGUGGAGUCGGCUUCAAAACUGUAUACUACUCUUGAGAACCUCAGUGUUCCUCGUUUCGCAAACGCCAGACUGCAAUUGCCUUGCAUCGCAUUUUCUCUCACAGAAGUCAAGCGAAGGGUCGGCACACCUUGCACUUAUCACAUAAAGGCUGACGGGCUCCAAGACCUGGAAAUCACAACGGCGGACACGCUGAUUCAAUUCUGGCCUGGAAGGCCCACCUUGCAGAAAUUCUUGCUCAUUCGUCCAUGGAAUCGUCAUGAUCUCGGGCUGCCCGACUUCACAGACAAGAUGCAGGGCGCGGACGAUCGGCCUGAGCCUGGGUCUCCGUCAGAUGAUCCGCUCGACUUAUCUCCCUCAGACAACGAACCGGCUGGUUCGCAGUCUCUUGUGCGAGAGUCAAGCUUGCUCGCUCGCCUCGGACAGCGUUUGGGCGCAUUUUGGCUAGGGAAGCAGGAUUCGCGGUCUCACACGCGAGAGUUGAGGUUGGUUGUUCGCCUUAGACAGCCUUUUAGCGCACUUUUACUAGCGCAGCAGCGGGGUGGAGAGUAUAAGAGAAUCGCUUCGGAUAAUGAGAUCAUCGCCCAAGUUAGAGAUAUCGCCUCUGCUGUUGAUAUGAUGGACAUUAGGACAGUGGAGAUUUUGUAAAUGCGAAGAACGGGAAUCUCUGAUGCAUUUUCGUUUAUACCUUGACAGCACCUGCAUACAAAAAUACCCGUAGAACUUUGCAUCAUGUAGUAAUAAUGAAUAGUAUCGUAUCUGGCCAUACAAAGACUCCCCUUUGGUCGGCUGUAAG